AUGCCUGCGAUGACGAUCCAUCCUCCCCGACGCCGUGCGCACGGACCGCCCACCACGCCACGUCCCCACUCACGCAUGUCCUUGCUCGAAGCGCGCCUCAACCGACCUCUAACCUCCCCCUAUCCCGUCCCGUCCUCGACGCCCCCCAAAAUGGUGAGCCCCUCCCCCUCCCCCACUCCCAACACUCAACCGCAACCCACCUCUAAUGACCCUCCCUUUCUUCCCUCAGGUCCGAGCCGCCUCUCACACCGAACUACGCCAACGAUCGCAAGCGUUCGCCAACAAGGCGGGCAAGUCGAACCCGCUCAAGAAGGCGACCAAGCCGAGCGAGACGCAAAAGACCACCAUCCCGCGGUGGUUGUUCAUCGUGUUCUUCUUGUUGUUAGCGGGUGGAUGUGAGUUCCUACUUGGUGUGGUUCGAGUGCGCUUUUUCGGGGGGUAGGGAGGGAGGGAGGUAGCUCGGUGGGCUUGUGGAGGUGUGCUCGUCUUGGGAAGAAGUACGAGGUUGGCUCAUCGCACAAUGUUCCUACCGCAGUAUUCUUUGAAAUCGGGCAAUUGGUCCUCGACCAAAUCUGGCCACCCGUCACCAAAUACAAGCAACCCCGUCGACCGUAA
Messenger RNA from Microbotryum saponariae, 615 nucleotides. Lineage: Eukaryota; Fungi; Basidiomycota; Microbotryomycetes; Microbotryales; Microbotryaceae. The record is from the annotation of a GenBank genome assembly.